CCCUUCCUUCCCCCGCCGCAAUCGCAGCCUAGAUCAUCAGACUUUGCUGGCUAGACGUCCCUAUCAAAAGGUGUACUCGCACUCCACUUGAUACGUUCCUCGUAGUGUCUGUAGGCUUGCCCAUGACGCGUUCCCCAUCCCUUCUCUUGUCACCGUCAUGUCCAUGAUGCCUCCCCCAGCGGGGUCCUCUCACGCGUACAAUUCGUCGCCUUACCUGCAGCAACAGCAGCAACAGCAGCAGCAACAAGCCAGUGGACCUUCCAACUACCAACAGCAUAAUGCCAAUGGCGUUGGACUAGGACUUUCGGCAAGUGCUCCCGUCGCUCCCGCUGGCGCGGGAGCACUGUUUCCAGGCGGCAGUACGACCCCGUCAUCUGCGUCCGGACACUCCUUUCCUCAGUCGACACCGGCGGUCCCACCUGCUGCCGCCAAUCUAGGCUCGCUCUAUCCUCCCGGAGCCUCUAUACUGAGGUUGAUGCAGCUGUACGAUGCCAUGGUAGGCAAAGGAGCUGUCAAUGAGCUUGAGGUGAAACAUCUUGAAUACUGGCGUAGAUUUGUACGGGAGUUCUUCGUCUCGGAUGGCUACUUCAGGCAAGUGUUUUGGAAUCCUCAAGCCGGGGAGCAACGGGCCUUUGAGUUGCCCGUGCCUGCUCUGGCUCGCUACCUGCAUACAAUCUACCUCAGUGGCGUCGAAAGUCGUAACAUGGUACUCUCACAAGCCAAGGAGUACCCUCCACACUCACUCAGAUCCAUACCCAACCCUCCCGAAACGAAGCGCGCGGUCAAUGGACUUCCCAAUGCUCGCACCACCCACUUCGUGCAAGUCAAUCGAGCGAGAAUGAGCUUAGAAUACGAGACUGGCUGGAUGGUAGUUCAUUCUGGCCUGCUUCGAGCUGCACUCACUUCCGAGCCGGCAGCCGCUGGGACCUCCCUUGGAGGGGCGAGUCUGAAGUUUCAAUUCGUAGAUUUCCACAUUACAGAUCAAGAGAGCUUCGUGCCCAAGGCAAGAAUAUCGCGAAGCAUCACAGAGCAACCGAUCCCAGACGACAUCGUAGCCAAGAUAAGAGGCACUUCAUCAGAGGCUUUCAAGAGGGAUGUGAAGAGGGAGAAGAGGGAUCGAGAGGAGAAUCAACGGGGACUACCUCCCGGUAAAGGGGAUGACGAUAAUGAUCAACAAGAUUCAGACGGUAGAUUUGUCGUGCCCGUGGAUCGGAUGACGCUGCCAGAAGCGCCCGUCAACGAGUACGGGAUCACAUUGCGGGCGAUGAGAUGCUUAGAGAUCACCGAGUCUGUAUGUCAACUUCGGAGUCUGAUGGACUAUGCAGCGCAGCAAGACCUCGGUCCCUUGAACGCACUACACCGUUUGGCCGAAGACUUCCGCUCUGCUCAGAGCAAUCGCUCUGGACUAGGCGUAAAUGGCAGUACGACACACGCCAAUGGCCAGGCAAGCUCAGACGAACUCAAUCGUUCUGGCACCGGCCGCUCACCCAGGUCCACCUCAGGUUCAGGUGGAGUGGACACGUUGAACACCAGCCCUUCGUCUUCUGGCGGCGGCGGCAGCGGCGGCAUCAACGCCGGCGGCGGCGGCGACUACGAAGGUGCGAAUGGGGGAGCGCCAGGGUCCGGUCCGUUGCUGGCCUCCUUGAAGCGGCGGUCCAACAAGAUGGAUGCUGCAGGGUCGGAAGACCUCGGAGGAAUGUCGAGCCCGGUUAAGAGGCCGAGGUGACUCGGAGGGCUUGGCAUUCAUGCCAGACUGGGUCAAAGUGGCCUAGGUCUGGUUUCCCUUCAUUUCGCUCGCUGAAUUGAGAUACCCCUUCUAUCGCAAUGUGAACGAUCCUCGACCUCGCUAGAAGCCAGUCGUACACCAGUCAUUCUCACACUAUCCCUUCUGUUUCAUCGUCUUGCCCGAAAAUUGCAUCGCUGCUAACU
Microstroma glucosiphilum is the source of this 1929-nucleotide messenger RNA. RefSeq lists its product as hypothetical. Gene Ontology annotation, cellular component: transcription regulator complex; nucleus. The record is from RefSeq and is a predicted model, not a curated record. The coding region runs from base 158 to 1726 and encodes 522 amino acids. NCBI's taxonomy places the organism in Eukaryota, Fungi, Basidiomycota, Exobasidiomycetes, Microstromatales, Microstromataceae. Gene Ontology annotation, biological process: positive regulation of transcription by RNA polymerase II; negative regulation of transcription by RNA polymerase II. The transcript has 5 exons.